AUGUCUUUAACUAACGAAAGCUAUGUUAUUGCUCAGAGGUUGUUAGAAGAAUCAAAUUAUGUUGUUGAAGCCGCUUUAGAUUCAUACUUCAACAGCGAUCCUUUGGAAACGGUCGUACCAACUACAGUUUCACCAGCGGAGAGUUCUGAAGGUCCAGUAGAUUUAGAUGGCUUGGAGAUCACUGUUAUGAGUUGGAACAUAGAUGGGUUAGAUGCCAGAAGUAUUAGAACAAGGAUGAUGGCUGUAUAUAAAAUAGUCAAGAUGCAUAAUCCCGAUUUCUUGUUUUUGCAAGAAGUUGUUGAACGAGAAAUUGAGCAUAUUCAGAAGUUAGAGAAAUUCUAUAAAAUAUAUUAUGCGAAUAGAGGGGCUUUAUAUUUCACUGCCAUAUUGGUUAGUAGAGCAUUUGAAGUGGAAAAUCAUGAAGUGAUUCACUAUCGGAAUUCUGGAAUGAUGAGAACUUUGCAAAUCGUCAAGGGUUUCAUUGGAGAGCAGGUAGUUUUCCUCUUGAAUACUCAUUUGGAGAGUAUGGCAGAACACUCGGAUAAAAGGAAGGAGCAGUUUGCACAAUGCAUGGAGAAAGUCAAGGAUAUCAUUAAAGCGAAUCCGAAUAGUUUGCUGUUUUUCGGAGGCGAUUUGAAUAUCCGUGAUCAUGAAAUCUCGAAUGUCCCUAGAGGGCUAGCAGAUGCUUGGGUUGCUGCUGGUGCUGAUAGGAAAACCGAGUUCACUUGGGAUACUAGGUUGAACGAUAAUAAAUCUGCCCAUGGCGCUAGGAAAAGGUUCGAUCGCAUAUUCUGGUAUGGACCUCUGAAGAAAGUUCAGUUUUCCUUGCAAGGUCAGAGUAGAAUUCGGUCUUGUCUUUGCUUCCCCAGUGAUCACUGGGCUGUACUUUGCAAUUUUUCUUGA
This is a messenger RNA of Auanema sp. JU1783, 903 nucleotides long. The record is from the annotation of a GenBank genome assembly. Lineage: Eukaryota; Metazoa; Nematoda; Chromadorea; Rhabditida; Rhabditidae.